AUGGCAAAUACUACAGGAAUUUCAGAAAAAACUCGCGCAAAUCCUGGAUUUAGUAAAGGGACUGACGAAUUUAGGCACUAUAAUCAAAUAUUGGAUAUUAUAACUUACUCAUUCUGCAUCAUUGGAAUUAUACUGAAUUUCUUUGCCUUUGGUAUCCUGCGUAGGAAAGCAACAAUGGGUGUUCUUCUCAUCAAACUUAUUCUCAUUUCUGAUGGUCUUGUCUGCCUUUUCUACCUAUUGAACCAAACGUGGACAGAUAUUUGGAUGAAGUAUUUUUCAAAUUCAAUGGUGUCCUUUCAAUAUUCCAAAAAGUCAAUUCCAACCCACAUUUCAAAUAUCCUGCGAAAGCUCGCUAUUACAGCCACUGGCGUAAGCAAUUGGUAUGUUGUGAUAAUGAUAGUUCAUCGGUGUGUUUCCAUAUAUAUGAACCCUCUUAGAAGCCGCAUUGAUCGAUCGCUUUGGGCGUUUGUACAAAAACCUACAAAUUUGUGGAUUGCUUUUGGGGCAUGCUGGAUAUUUGGUCUAAUUCAAGCAUUCCUUCUGCCUUAUAAUAACCAAAUCACUCUUGAUGUGUUUAUGUAUGUCCUCCCUCUGAUUCUGGUGUUCAUCUUUUCUGUUUCGUUGCUGUUCAAACUGCGCAAGAUUCACACGAACACUGAUCCUGCGAAUACCCCUUCUAUGUGCUGUUUUUCUUUACACGGCGUUAACAAGUCCCACAAAGGUGAUUCAGAUGAGACAUUUACUCAAAUAAGGCCCGCCACCCUUUCGGCUGAAAAUCGAUUACGAUCGUCUGAAGAAAUUCAAACUAAUCCCUCGACCAGAUCGAAGAGAAUGCCUGCUGAAAUGGAUAGAAAGAAAACGUAUCAUCGAAUAACAAUGACGAUAUUGAGUUUGGCUAUUUCAUUCGUUAUUUUGGAUUCGAUGCAAUUAAUAGACCUUCUGAUUCGAAUUCCAUGGGAUGCAUUGCUUGGAGGAAUUGAACGGGUUCCUGCAAAUGAAACCGGUUUGGAUGUAUAUGUGACUGAGGUAAAAUCGAAGUUGAAGCAGCAUGUGAUGAGUAUUGUGAAAAAUACUUGUACACUUGGAAAGACUCUUGCUAAUUUCAUUAUUCUCUGUGCCCACAGUCGACAUUUUCGAGUACUAGUGUCGGUAAAAUUUAGACGCUUUCGAAGAUUUUUCAAGGUGUUCAAAUAUCGAUAUUCGCGAUCUGCUCACGCACCUCAUGGUGGACGAAAUCUUUGGUUCAUUCCAUCAAUCAGAAGAAGCACUAUUCAUCACAAACCUAAAGAUGCUAAUAUUUUUGUACAUACGUAUCCGGACCGAAGUCCAUCCAGAAUGAUGAAAUUAAAAAUGCGUAAACAGAGGGCUUCCAGUUCCUCAGGAAGCAGCUUGGCGCAUUCACUAUUUCGUCAAAAACGAGGCGACAAUGAAGGAUAUGUCGUGCACAAAUUUCGAAAGCCCCUUAGAAAAAGUGAUCUGCCUCAGAUAUUGAUUCAAUCUAAAAGUCGUGACAAUGGAAGUCAUAUCAUGCCACAAAAUAAUCAGGCACAAUUAUCGAAGCAAAAAGAACUGGGAUCGACUUUAACGAAGAACAAUGUAAUAACCAUUGAGAGGACGAUCCAUGAUGAUUAUUUCCAUAAAGCAAUGAAGCAGCAAUUUGCCUCAGCUUCAUAUCAGCAGACAUCGAAUUCAAUUGUUGAAAAUGUCGUUGAGUCGGAUAAUGAGAAGUCCAUUUGCACUAUUUGCGAGAAUAAGCCAAUGAAUUUUUCAUUUGACUCCCUUUCACUCGUCUCUAAUCUCACUUUCCCUGGAGCAUUUCGUGCGCAUUGCUGUGAUUGUCAAAAAGUCAAAGCCUCUGAGAUAUGUACCAAGUCCGCUUGUUGA
Messenger RNA from Rodentolepis nana, 1884 nucleotides. NCBI's taxonomy places the organism in Eukaryota, Metazoa, Platyhelminthes, Cestoda, Cyclophyllidea, Hymenolepididae. The record is from the annotation of a GenBank genome assembly.